AUGACUUUAUGCAACCUUUGCAGAGAAAUACCAUGGGAGAAACUUCCGAAAGUCCCACCAGACUCAUUACCGGCCAUGAGCGGCUAUCCGUAUCUCCAAGACUUUCAUCACUGGCCGGUAGAUAGCCGAGGCUACCUACAUCAUCAGAGUCUGGCAGCUCUGCGAAACGCUGCUGACAAUGAGGGCUGUGGUAUUUGUUUCUUGAUACUGAAUCAGAUUAGGUUAUGCGAGGCGGAACUCGAAGAGCUUAAGCCCCAGUGGGAAGCAGGAACAAUAACACAGUAUGGCUGGCCGCUAUGGGAGAUGUGGAUUGUCAAGAGAGAGGUUGGAGGGGAUGGGUUUUGGGUCAUGAGUACAACGGACUACGGCAAACGGACCGUAAGGCUUGUGGCAGCAAUUGGGCUCUGUGUAGGAGAUGGUGAUCCUUUGGCCCAGAUUAUUCGCGGACGACCCGUUGAGCAGUAUGGCGGAACUUCGAAGGCGAUAAAAAGGGUUCAUGAGUGGGUUACUAAAUGCAACGAGCACCCUAAAUGCGACCCCGGAGACACGCUGUUGCCAGGUCGAGUCGUUGACGUGGGGGAUGAUAUCAACAGCCCAUUUGCUAGACUCCGGGAAACAGACGGACAGGAACGUGGAAAAUACAUAUCUCUGAGCUACUGUUGGGGAAAAGAGCCCCAAUUCACAACCACCAAAGCAACCCUCGAAGAACGCAAACAUAAAAUUACUAUCUCUAAUCUGUCACAAACGCAUCAGGAUAUCAUUAAACUAGCACGGGAACUUGGUGUUAGAUAUCUCUGGAUAGAUAGCCUCUGCAUUUGUCAAGGCGACUACGACGAAUGGGAGCGCGAAUCAGCAAAGAUGCUGUCCAUCUACGCUAACUCUUACCUUGCCGUCGCUGCUUCAAAAUCAAAGGAUCAGUCAGAAGGACUCUUCAGCAAGACAAAUCCAAGGGAGUACAAGACGUUUGAGUAUACAUCCGGAGACAUCAGUGGACAGGUCAUGGCUUUCAAUCUUCCGAUUGACAAUGAAUCUGGUACCAGUUCUUAUGUGAGCCUGCCAGAUGAGCCACUCUCCGACCGGGCGUGGGCUCUUCAAGAACGAGUGCUGCCGUGUCGAACUUUGCUUUAUACAAAGCAGCAGAUGUUCUUUGAGUGCAGUGAGGGAUUUCGAGGAGAGGACGGCACGGUUCUCGAUUGGAGAUUUGUGAACGUGCAUGAUAUGCCAGAUGGACUCGAGGGAGGAAAGGAGGCUGAAGAUCAAGAGGAAGAAGAUGAUCCCAAAGCAUCACUGUAUCAAUCAUGGUAUAGCCUUCUCUGGAUAUACGGCCCUCGGAAACUGACAGAGGCGUCGGAUAAACUCCCUGCCAUCUCUGGUCUCGCGGGUAUCUUUGCCCAGCGUCUAAACGACGAGUAUGUCGUUGGUCUAUGGCGAUCAAGACUGUUAGAAGGACUGCUCUGGCAAAGCCUCGAAUGUAGACGUGUUUCAGAGUACAGAGCACCAUCCUGGUCGUGGGCAUCCAUGGACGGAAUUCCUGGCCUCGGGGUAAGUGCACCUUACGAGGAAGUUGCGAGAGUCUUGGAUGUCAAGAUUGAUCUCAAGGGCACGAAUAUCUACGGCGAGGUUACAAGUGGAAGGCUGCAGAUCCAGGCGCCGAUGGAGCGAUUAUACCUCGACGUCAAAGACUGGGAUCCUACCAAACCUGGGUUCGCGUAUGAUAACAAUCCUCCGAUCCGUACAGCACAUGAUGAGACGCAUUCGCGGUUCGACUUUGACUUUACUGCUGAUGAUGCACCGCAGGAGGCACUGAAGAUAGUCAAGAGUUUAGAAGGGAAGGAAAUCUUUGCGCUCAUCCUGCUGAAGGUUAAAGAAAUGGAUGAGGAGACUUCUUAUCAUGCGUUAGUGGUCAAGAGAGUCGAUGGGGGAGAGGAGUAUGAGAGGCUGGGGUUUGGGUUUAUUGACGAAAAGGCUUUGGGACGGCCACUGGAUCUCGAAGCGCGGGAUGAGUUUCCUAUUAUUACACUUGUGUAA
Messenger RNA from Fusarium fujikuroi IMI 58289, 2028 nucleotides. Its product is annotated as related to tol protein. The coding region runs from base 1 to 2028 and encodes 675 amino acids. The record is from RefSeq and is a predicted model, not a curated record. NCBI's taxonomy places the organism in Eukaryota, Fungi, Ascomycota, Sordariomycetes, Hypocreales, Nectriaceae. The transcript has 3 exons.